GCCUCUGUCCUUUGCCACAAACAUGAGGUUCACGUUCCCUCUCAUGGCCAUUGGCCUGGAAGUUGUCAUGAUUGUUUUAUUUGCAUUAUUUGUUCAGUAUGACACGGGUUCGAACAGUUCCAAGGCCAACAGCACCGAGUCACCUGCCAUAGAUGUGGAAACAUCCAUGGACUUGUAUCCUCACUUCCAAGAUGUGCACGUUAUGGUAUUUGCUGGGUUUGGCUUCCUCAUGACCUUCUUGCGGAAAUAUGGCUUCAGUGGUGUGGGCUUCAACCUACUCAUUGCUGCUCUGGGACUCCAAUGGGGCACUUUUAUACACGGGAUCUUUUAUAGCCACGGACAGAAAUUCCAGAUAGAAAUCAAAAGCAUGAUAAAUGCAGACUUCAGUACAGUUGCAGUUCUGAUUUCUUUUGGAGCUGUCCUGGGAAAAACAAGUCCAAUCCAGAUGUUGAUCAUGACAAUUUUAGAAAUUACUGUCUUUGCUGCCAAUGAAUAUCUGGUUUUUGAGAUAUUUUUGGCUUCUGAUAUUGGAGAAUCAAUGACCAUCCAUGCCUUUGGGGCUUACUUUGGUUUGGCUGUAGCCGGCAUCUUGUAUCGAUCAAAAUUGAAAGAAGGACAUCCCAAUGAAGAGUCUGUAUACCACUCGGACUUGUUUGCCAUGAUUGGGUCUCUUUUCUUAUGGAUAUUUUGGCCUAGCUUUAAUUCUGCCAUCACUGAUAAUGAAAAGAAACAGUACAGGGCCAUCGUGAACACGUACUUCUCCCUCGCGGCCUCCGUGGUCACGGCCUACGCAUGUUCCAGCCUUCUCGAGAGCCGAGGCAAGCUCAAUAUGGUUCACAUUCAGCAUGCAAGUCUGGCUGGAGGAGUAGCUGUGGGCACUUGUGCGGACAUGGAGAUUUCCCCCUAUUAUGCUAUGAUUAUCGGGAGCGUUGCGGGAGUGGUCUCCGUGUUGGGGUUCAAGUCCCUGACUCCACUUUUUGCUACUAAACUGAGGAUCCAUGACACAUGCGGGGUCCAUAACCUACAUGGCUUACCUGGUGUGAUAGGAGGUCUUGCCAGCAUCAUCAUCUUGGCCUUGGAGAGCUCUGACCCGGCUAAGAUGGCCAGUCAGGCAGCUGCGCUAGGUUCUUCCAUUGCAACAGCACUUGUUGGAGGGCUAAUCACAGGUGCAAUUCUAAAGAUACCUAUCUGGGAACAACCAUCUGAUGAGGACUGCUAUGAUGAUUCUGUUUAUUGGGAGGUUCCAAGGAGGACAGAAUAUGACAACCGUUUCCAUGACCUUCUCGAUUUCACCCCAUUAGAACAUGAAGCCUAAAAGCCUGUGCCUCAGCUUCUUUUUCCAUUAUCUAGACUUGAAACAAAAUGGCAGCAUCCAACGAGUAUAUGAAAUGGGAUGGAUAGAACCUGAGCCCCACAUAUCUAGUGUGAAAACAUUUUAACAAAACCUAGAGCUGUCUCUUCGUAUCAAUGAUUGUUUAAUUGAAGAAAUGUGACUCAUACAACAGAUGGUCAAAUGGAUUCUUGCCAGUGGGUAGAUACAGGGUGAAUUACUCCAUGUAUUUUCUUGUAUUUUUUUCCACAUGGAGGAGAUUUUACAAUGAAACCAGCACUUUCUAAUCAUGUCAGUUCCUUAAUGUACAUACUAUGUCUUCAAUCCCAAAGAUUAUAACUGAAGCCAAUGAAACAAUAAUUUAUGUAACAAAUAAGAAGGAAAUGUAUGUAUAUAAACAGUAAUAUGAUUUUUUUUGAUAGUGCUUUCUGGAUUUUAAAAAUAGUCUAUUUUAGAAGAAUUGUGUUUUAUUUGGCAGACUUGCUGAGGAUUUAAGUUCAGGAGGCAGUCUCUGAAAUAGCUCUGAGGACUGUUCCAAAGAGUGGGAGCAGUGGGGGGCGGCAAGAUACAUAGGAGUUUUGCAACAAAGACCAGGUGAUCAGAACAUCAAAAAAUUACUGUUAAUUAAAGAAAACCAGGUAUUUCAAGUUAAUGAAUUUAGCUCUUUUCUAAGUAUGGGAAGAUGCAAGAGUCUGAGCUCACUGAAAUCAUUCAUUUGAUUUGCACCUUCGCUCUCUAGAGUCAAGUCUUGUUCUUUUCCUUCCUGAGUCCCCUCAAGGUACACUGUUGAAGGUGCUUGCAGUGACUGAGGGCUUGAUGGUGGCAUUCUGUGUUUUCAUCCUGAGUUCCUUCAAGGCUCACCCUUGGGAACAGAGUUGGUGGCUGAUGGCUGCAACAUCCUUUGUAUUCUGAUAUGGCAGGCAAUAUUUUUCAUUCACAUUUUGAAUAUCCUUAUAUUCACUUCUUUUGCAUGUUUACUAUUUGAAACAAGAGCUCAAAUGCUAUCUGACCAAAGGCUAUUUUGUAUAAAAUGCCAGUGGAUUAAAUGUCAUUAUAAA
Cervus elaphus (red deer) is the source of this 2388-nucleotide messenger RNA. RefSeq names its product Rh associated glycoprotein (gene RHAG). Lineage: Eukaryota; Metazoa; Chordata; Mammalia; Artiodactyla; Cervidae. The coding region runs from base 23 to 1315 and encodes 430 amino acids. The record is from RefSeq and is a predicted model, not a curated record. Gene Ontology annotation, biological process: ammonium transmembrane transport; ammonium homeostasis. The transcript is spliced from 10 exons. Gene Ontology annotation, cellular component: plasma membrane. Gene Ontology annotation, molecular function: ammonium channel activity.